UUUUUUUUAAUGAAGCAUAUCCAAUUCAAUUAUAUGUUUUAGUUUACGGUUUGCGUCACAUUACUUUCUUCCAAUGGGGGAGGAAAAGCCGGACACGCUGGACUUUGUGAAGGAUUUCCAGGAGUAUUUAAGCCAGCAGACGCAACAUGUCAACAUGAUAUCAGGCUCUGUCAGCGGGGUAAAGGAGGUGGACGAGCUGCCAGCAGACUGCAGCCAGAAUGGGCUUGAUCAUCCCUCGGUGGACAUGUCAUUGGAGGAUGGCUCAGGGAUCUUGGUAGAUGGAUUUGAGAGGACCUAUGAUGGCAAGCUCAAGUGCCGCUACUGCAACUAUGCUACCAGAGGCACAGCACGGCUCAUUGAGCACAUACGGAUUCACACAGGAGAGAAACCUCACCGCUGCCACCUGUGCCCAUUCGCCUCAGCAUAUGAACGCCACCUGGAAGCCCACAUGCGGUCACACACAGGUGAGAAGCCGUACAAAUGUGAGCUGUGCUCCUUCCGCUGCAGCGAUCGCAGCAACUUGUCACACCACCGGCGUAGGCGUCACAAACUCCUGCCCAUGAAAGGUGCUCGGUCACUUACCCAUAAAAAGAUGCUGAGUGUUCUACAGAAAAAAGCAAACUCAUUGGGAUAUGGCCGACGGCUCCUCAUCAACUUCAGCCCCCCUUCUAUGGUCGUGCACAAGGCUGACAAUGUAAACGACUUCUCCCACGAGCUGCCACAUUUACGCCAGGAAGCCUACGAUAAUCCGAGUCGAGCUGUUGAAGAGGAGCUUUCUGCAAAUCAGAAUCACCAUCACCACGAUAUGGUGAUGGAUAACCCCCUGAACCAGCUGUCCACCCUGGCAGGCCAGUUGGCCAGCCUCCCAUCAGAGUCCCAGGCACAGACUCAGCCCCCCAUGUCUCCAGGAACAGAGUCUGUUGUGGACGAAAAGCCCUUCCUCAUACAGCAGCCGCACCCAGCCACUGCCCCCGUAGCCAUCACAGCCAGCAUGGCCCACGCUUCUUCUUCCUCCCCCAUCACCCCAGAGCCCAGGGCCCCCCCGCACAGCAGCUGCAGUCCCGGUGGUGGGCCGUGCAGCGAGCGCACCAGCACUCCCAGUGUUUCCAACAGCCAACCCAGCACACCGGCCCCGGGCCCGUCCGCUCCGCUUCAAGACCCACACAUGCUACAUCACUGCCAACACUGUGACAUCUAUUUCCCCGACAACAUCCUCUACACCAUCCACAUGGGCUGCCAUGGCUACGAGAACCCUUUCCAGUGCAACAUCUGUGGCCACAAGUGCAAAAGCAAGUAUGACUUUGCGUGCCACUUUGCACGUGGGCAGCACAAGUAAAGUUUCUUAUUCUUUGAAAGAACUUUGAACUAAUAACUUGAGGGUUUUUUGUUUUAUUUUUUGCAUAGUAAUUUUAUUUAUUGGUCUUUACCUUGGCCUGUAUGUAGCUUAGUAUUUUAAAGUUGUACUUGCACAGGAUUAUGUUCAGAUGGUUUAUUAUAUAUAACUAAAAGUGCCCAUUCCAGUAUACUGAAAAAGGAUGAUCAGUGUUUUUUGACAGUUUGAGAAUUUUUUUGUGGUAUGCCAUAAAUAUUGAGAACCACUUCCUGGCUUGUAUGCAUAAAUAAAAUCUUAAAAGUUCAAUACAUUUCUAAUGUUGGACCUUAAAUAAGUUAUAUUUACAAAAAAUCAAACUUGUCAAGUGAACCAAAACCAUAAAAAAAUACCUAAAGUAAUGUUGCAAAGACUGUCUGAAAACAGAUUGGUUGAAACGUGCAGGAAAAACUGACAAAACUGCAACUAAUAAAGUUGCUAAAUGAAGAUUUUAACUGACUAAAUUUGUAUAAAUAUAUUAAAUUGCACAACCUAUGCUUUCCAGAGUUACAAGGGAAAAGCCUUAUCACAUGUUUUAUUUGGUUGUCAAUACAGUAUUUCUGCAGAAAAUAGAAAUGAUAAAAUUUCAAAAAGAGAUCCAAUUUUUACGUCUGUGACAGCACCACAAAAAUAUAUUCUCAAUGCCGCUGAAGCUACUUUUACCUUUUUCUCAGAUCCGAAUACAAAUUGAAACAGUUGACCUCGAGUGAUCUCACUUACCGUAAGCCUUGCUGAAAUGAUUUUAGUGCUAUUUCUUUACAGUGCCUGACAUUGUCACCUUCCUGUGAGUUCAAGUUUGAGAUGACUGUUAUUUAGAGUUAUUAAAACAUUCUCUUUUAACCACAACAGCUAUAAAUUCAGCAGAAAAAAAAACAUUUGGCUGUCAUUGUUUUAAUGUGGUAGCCAUGAUUUUUAUUAUUAAUUUUUUUUGUGUUAAAAUUCUGCUCGGUUCUGCUAAGAAAUUUUAGAGUCAAUGCCAGCUCCUCUAUUAAAAUGGCAUCAGCAGUUACAGCUGGCCAAACCGUGUCAGCCACUUUGUGUUCUUUGUUUCAUGAAGUGCACUACUGUCAUAAAAUUAUACUUUAUUUAGAUUGAAAGGGUUUUAUCCUUUUACUUACAUCAUUUCAUCUUUGUAUUUUUUUUUGUUUGUUUUUUGUUUUUAUAUUAACCGAAGUCGUUUUGAUAUCCAGUGCCUCUUUAUUUAGGCAAAUCAAAUUUUAUGUCUUGUGACUUUUUCAGGAUUGCCACGUAGCACKGAGGUUGCCAUGUUUGAGCCUUUAUAACAACUCAGACUGAGACUUUCCUUUGAUUUUAUGAAUCCCAGUGUUUUUAUAUAUAUAAUAUUUACUGAGUAUUGUAUUCUGAAUGGUUUUAUAGAUGUUCAGUGUCAGAAAAAAGCUAAAUCAUAAGACUGCUACGUCAGUGGGGUUGUUGUUUGUCUUUGGGCACUGUUGUCUGUUGCUUUGCAACAUGUGUAGAGGAUGUAGUUGGUUUUAGGAGCCCCUCCUUGUUAAUGAUCUUUAACAGUAAUGGGACACUCAGUAAAGGCUGCCUUAUAUGUUCUCAAUGUGUCGUAGGUUCAUAGGUAACGGUGAAUGUUUCCGCCUUUUGGCGAUCACCAUCUUUCUGAGCUGAGAUGGUAAAUCAUUUUAUUGUGAAACUGAUUACUAAUUUAUAAGUAAAGUGUUUUCUAUCUGAA
Austrofundulus limnaeus is the source of this 3068-nucleotide messenger RNA. RefSeq names its product IKAROS family zinc finger 5 (gene ikzf5). Gene Ontology annotation, cellular component: nucleus. Lineage: Eukaryota; Metazoa; Chordata; Actinopteri; Cyprinodontiformes; Rivulidae. Gene Ontology annotation, molecular function: RNA polymerase II cis-regulatory region sequence-specific DNA binding; DNA-binding transcription activator activity, RNA polymerase II-specific. The record is from RefSeq and is a predicted model, not a curated record. Gene Ontology annotation, biological process: regulation of transcription by RNA polymerase II.